This is a messenger RNA of Cooperia oncophora, 576 nucleotides long. Lineage: Eukaryota; Metazoa; Nematoda; Chromadorea; Rhabditida; Trichostrongylidae. The record is from the annotation of a GenBank genome assembly.
GAUAUCGAAGACGCUAGUGAGAAAUCCAAAAAGGAGGUGGCCCCCAAGGAAAGCAAGUCUGGAAUGAUAUCCAUACAAAGUGCUGCGAGCAAGUCGCAGGAGGCAAUCAUGCCGAAGACUUCGAGGUCGGCAGUCUCCAUGUCGCAAGGGGUCAUCACGCCUAAGACGUCCAGAUCAAUGGUCUCCAUGUCGCAAGAAGCAGUCGUGCCUAAAUCGUCGAGAUCAUUGGUUUCUAUGUCGCAAGAAGCAAUCGUGCCUAAGUCGUCCAGGUCACUAGUCUCCAUGUCGCAGGAGCGCUUUUCGAAACCAGUUAGGGUUCCGACAGCGGCCAUGUCCACUUCCCAAGGUGCUGUCCCCUCUGCCGUAGUUCGAAGACCAGCCAAAGUGAAAUUCGGACCGACAGAACCUGCUCAAUCGUUUGAGGCACAGUCAUCUCCACCACGAUCUCAACCAUAUUCUCCUUCAGCAAGUGGAGUCAGUAGUUCAGUACAGAGCAGUCCCACCGCACGAAGUAAUCCAGCUGAAAGCUCAGCUCCGGUGGAUUCUCCAGCUCAGAAGAGCAGUCGCACCACCUGA